AUGGCUAGCUGCAUCAGUGAAAGCAUAAUCCAAUUCCCUGAUUUAUUAAACAUGCGGGAGUACGCUUUAUUCGCAAUUUGCCAUAUCGGAGUCGGCGUUUGUAUUGCGUUCAAUUCGAGUGGAGUAGGAUAUGAAGUCCCGCGCACACCUAGUCCUGAGUACCAUGGCGGACCUGCAAAUACGAGCCAUGUCAAUUCACGACAGGCGUCAAAGCGUUAUGUGGUCUCCGGAAAUGACAAGUCCAACUUUUCAGCCACGAACGAGGAAGAAAGAUGGCCCUGGUAUGAAUUUCUUAACUUCUGGUCUUGGCGCCCGAAGCGUUCCUUCGAAAAAAUAGAUGUGGAAAAGCGCGUGGCAGGAACCGAGGAAUUUGUCACGUGGCUUGAUCGCCUGAAGUUGUAUUGUGACGACGGAGGACGCUUAAGCUAUAAUGAUUUUUUCAAGUUGAUGGAGAAAGGGCGGUCGUCUGAGGAAUUGGGGCCGCUGUAUUACUGGCUUAAUGAAUACUCGCACGUUAGUGAUUUCGCAAGAAAGAGGCUGACUCAACUCGUCUCCACGGGACAAGAUUACAAGAAGAUACUUGAGUCAUUUGUUCGAUCUGGCGUAAGCCCAAAACAACUUUACGUUGUCCUAGGCAUCCAAACUAAAACUGACGCUUUUGGAUUGUUCCAAUUCGGCACCAUCUUCAAUCGUUGGUUUGAGUUCAUUAUUUUGUAUAGAGGAGUCGAGGACAAAAAACCCGCAUUUGGCAGUGAAGAGCUGUUUGAUUUUUUGGUUAAUGAAUUAGAGGAGGAGAUGAAAAAAACGCAACCGCUUUCAUCCAGUCCCUCUUUAGAUAACUCGCGUCGAAUCGUGGUGAACUUCUUUAGAGAGAAACAACCCGAUUCGCAUCUGAAGGGCAUCACUGAGGACAUGAUAAAGUACUUGACUGUAAAUCCUGUGACCGAGCAAAUGGUCUUCGAAGCAUUUUCAGACGUGUCGCCGUUUGACUUCUUCGGCAUCCUGGAUCUUGUGAACGAGCUUCGUCAGCUUCAAUCCAACAUUUUCCUCUUUCUCGCUUGGCUUAAAUACGUCAAAGUGUACUGCUACAGUGAGAAAGUAAAUCCACGGGAUAUUCAAAUGCCUAACAGCUUCAUCGUGUAUUCUAAAGUGCUCAUUCCAAUGACAUCAGAUGCAGCUGUGAAUGAGCUGCUUUUGUCGGAAAAGUUUGUCGUGAUGCUUGAUGAUGCGAAAAGCCCCGAUAUCAAAAAGAACACACAAGAACUGCUGGAGACAUUCAAGGUGCCAUAUAUCGUGAAGCAAUGGCUACUUUAUUCCAAAAAUCCUGCUGACCUGAUCGAAUGUUUAAAGCAUUCGCCUAAAUUUGGCGACACAUUGCUAAUGAGAGUGGAGCCAAGUAUUGCAAUUAUCCCGCAAGUCACUAAUGUUAGAUCUGCGACAAUUUCGGACAAAAUUGAGUCAAGCACUACCUCUUCUCCGCAGAUAACCAUUCACGAAGCCAAGAAGACCGACAUAAUAAAAAGAGAUGACACCACUUUAUUAGUGUGGCUCAUUGUCACCUCUUCUAUCGCAAAACAUCCAGAUUUUUCGGACAUGCAGCUGUUCGAUGCAUUAGGACUCGAACAAUCAACUCAAGAAUGGGUAAAAUUGUUUUUAUCAAUUCGAGAAAUCUCGACAUUCACAACUCUUGUGGAUCGUCUGCUGAAGCACAUGUUUUCCGACCCUAGAACUAGCGAAGAAGCUUUGAAGGCGGCAAAGUUCAUUCCUGACCAGUAUAGCCAAUUUCGUUCACACCAAGCGACUGAAACGGACAAAUUCGUCUUUCUGCAAUGA
This is a messenger RNA of Plasmopara halstedii, 1833 nucleotides long. RefSeq lists its product as uncharacterized. The transcript has a single exon. The record is from RefSeq and is a predicted model, not a curated record. Bases 1 to 1833 code for a protein of 610 amino acids. Lineage: Eukaryota; Oomycota; Peronosporomycetes; Peronosporales; Peronosporaceae.